CCUUGCGGGGAGACAGCCGCAGGAUUGCGUUGUCGCGGCCAGUGAGGUAGUGGGGGUCGCCCAGCCUCUGUAGCUGCGGGCCCGCCAACCUCGGGAGCAAUGGCGAAGGCCGUGGGGUGGCCCGCGAGCUGCGGGAGCGGGCGCGCCGGCGGGCGGGCGGGCGGAAGUCCCUCACCCGCCAUCUUUCUCCCUGGUGCCGCCCCCGUCGCCGCCCCGCGCUCGCAGAAGCGGGAGUGGGGACGGCUCGCCCUCGGCGGCCGCGUGACACCUGGGCGCAGGGCCGGGAUUGAGGGCCCCGGGCAAGCGCGGGUGCGGACCUAGUGCCCGAUGCGUGCGUCGGCCGCCCCAGGCAGGCGCGACGGCGAGCGGGGAGGAAGUCCCUCUCCGCCGCGUCCGUCAGCCGCGGGAGCCCGGGGAGACUGAGCCUCGACGGCUGCUGACGGGCGAGCCCCGAGCCGCUGCCGGGCCGCCGGGGGCCCGGAGCAGACAUGGACUCUGUGACCUUUGAAGAUGUGGCUGUAAGCUUCACUGUGGAGGAGUGGGCUUUACUAGAUCCUUCCCAAAAGAAGCUGCACAGAGAUGUGAUGGAGGAAACCUUCAGGAACCUAGCUGCUAUAGGAAGAACACAUGAAGACCAGCACAUAGACAAUGACCAUAGAUAUUCUAGAAGAAAUCAAAGAAAUGAAGUUGUAGAAAGACUGUUGGAGCAUAACAAAGGUAGUGAAUGUGAAGAAAUCUCCAGACAGAUUCCAAACAGCAUUGUGAACAGGAAAAUGUCUCAUAGAACAGUGAUUUGUGAAAGCCAUGUGUAUGAAGACAACAUGCUCAUCGGUCAUUCCUCUCUUAAUGUGUCUGUGCCUCUUCAGACUACACAGAGACUGCAUCAAUAUGAGCUAGGUGGAGAAAGCCUCUAUAAGAUUGGGAAAUGUGAGAAAGCCUUCAUUUAUCCAGAAUGCUUUCUGAAGCAUGAAGACACUGACACUGAACAGAGAUUCUGUGAAUUUAACCAGUGUGAGAAAAUCUUCAAAAGUAAUGGUUACAUUCAAAUACGUGUGGAUAAUGAAGCUAGAGAAGAAAUAUGUAUGGAUAAGCAGCAUUAUAAUGCCUUUACUUAUCCCGAUUUUCUUCAGUAUGUUGAAAAGAUCCACGCUGGAAAGAAACCCUUCAUAUGUAAACAAUGCGGGAAAACCUUUUCUUUUUUGAGUAACAUUAGAAGACAUGAACGAACUCACACUGGAGAGAAACCAUACAAAUGUAAUAUAUGUAAUAAAACUUUCACUUGUUUGGCUAACUUUCAAGAACAUGAAAGAACUCACACUGGAGAGAAACCCUAUUUGUGUACACAAUGUGGGAAAUCCUUUUCUUUUCUGAGUAACAUUCGAAGACAUGAACGUACUCAUACUGGAGAGAAACCAUACAGAUGUAAUAUAUGUGGUAAGGCUUUCAGUUAUUUGACCAACUUUCAAGACCACGAAAGAACUCACACUGGAGAAAAACCUUAUGUGUGUACACAGUGCGGGAAGGCUUUCACUUACUACUAUUCCUUCCAAACUCAUAAGCGAUGUCACACUGGAGAGAAACCCUAUGUCUGUAAGCAGUGUGGGAAAGCCUUCAGUUAUUACAAUUCCAUUCAAACACAUAAACGAUGUCACACUGGAGAAAAGCCCUAUGUGUGUAAGCUGUGUGAUAAAGCCUUUACUACUCUAAGUUCUCUUCGCUAUCACGAGAGGAUUCACAGUGGUGAGAAACCCCAUGUAUGUUUGCAGUGUGGAAAAGGUUUCAAUUCUUCCAGUACCCUUCGAAUACAUGAAAGGACUCACACUGGAGAGAAACCCUAUAAAUGUAGGCAGUGUGGGAAGGUCUUUAGUGUUGACAGUUCCCUUCGAUACCAUGAAAGGAUUCACAGUGGGGAGAAACCCUACGUAUGUAAGCAGUGUGGGAAAGCCUUCACUCGCCACACCUCCCUUCGAUGCCAUGAAAGGAUUCACUGUGGGGAGAAACCUUAUGUUUGUAAACAAUGUGGGAAAGGUUUUAUUUCUUCCAGUAACUUUCGAAAGCAUGAAUCAACUCAUUCUGGAGAGAAACUCUGUGUAUGUAAACUAUGUGGGAAAGCCUUUACUGAUCAUAGUUCGCUUCGACGACAUGAAAGAAUUCACAGUGGAGAAAAACCCUAUGUAUGUAAGCAUUGUGGAAAAGGUUUCUCUUCUUUAAGUGGUUGUCAGAGACAUGAACAAAUUCACACUGGUGAGAAACCCUAUGUCUGUAAGAAUUGUGGGAAAGCCUUUACUAAUCCCAGUGCCCUUCGAAAUCAUGAAAGGAUUCACAGUGGCGAAAAGCCCUAUGUGUGUGAGCAGUGUGGGAAGGGCUUCAUUUCUUUUAGUAAGUUUAGAAUACAUGAACGGAUUCACACUGGAGAGAAACCAUAUAAGUGUGAACAAUGUAUGAAAGCCUUUACUGGUCACAGUUCCCUUCGACGUCAUGAAAGAAUUCACAGUGGAGAGAAACCUUUUGUAUGUAAACAGUGUGGGAAAUCCUUUUAUACUUUAAGUGACUGUCAGAGACAUGAACAAAUUCACACUGGUGAGAAGCCUUACAUUUGCAAGCAAUGUGGGAAAGCCUUUACUCGUUCCAGUUCCCUUAAAAUACAUGAGAAGACUCACACUAGAAGGAAUUCCUAAGUGUAGAACACGAAAAAGUAUCCGUAACAUAGCAAUACAUAGAACAGAGAACCAGUGUCAUGUUGUCUGUAGGAAUGUCUUUAGUCAUCUUGGUUGUAUUCACAGACAUGAUAUUAUAUACCAUAGUGAAUAACCUUAAAUGAAUGUGCAGAUAUCUCGUCAGUUGACCGACCUCUGAGAAUGUACUCAGUAUCAAAACUUGUAUAACUGUAAAACAAUUUUCAAGGUUUUGUGAAAAUUCCUUAAGUAAGAGAAUUCAUAAUUUUUUAAACAUUCCUGUGAAUGAGCUUGAGAAAGAAUAUUGCAUUAAUUGGUCAAUAAUUCAGAAGAUAAGUCUCUGGGAUGUUUACUUCUAAUUUUUACUCUUGUAAACAAAUUUUCAGAUGACUUUAUCUCUAAGGUUUCUUUAAGGAGUGAGGCAUGAAUUUCAAAGGUAGUGUCUUUUUUAUAGUCAAGUUGGUAUAUUUCUUUUCAUGGUGGAUCCAUAUGUAAAUCAAAUGUGUUUCUAAUAUGUUUUUGGAGUAAUAUUAAUGAGCUGUUGACAAUGAAGUUUCAUUGUUAGGAUUUCUCUGUUGAGAUCAUGUGGCAGCUUCUUUGAUGUUUUUUGUCUUGUACUUUGUUGGUUUUGGGAGGAGCUGGGGGGGCUGUUUUGUUUUUUCAAACAAGUUUUCUCUGUAGCCCUGGCAGUCCUGGGACUAGCUCCUUAGACCAGGCUGGCAUACAACUCAGAUCCACCUGCCUCUGCCUACCCAAUGCUGGGAUUAAAGGCGUGAGCCACCAUGCCUGGCUUAUCUUUGUUUAUACUGAUUCUUUUCUGUACUUUUUCUUAUUGCUAAUUAAUGCCAAAUACUUGAAACAACUUAAGGGCGAGAAUUUCUUCCCUUUGCCUCACAGUCUGUCAUGGCAGAGAAGUCACCAAGUUCAGGAGUUUUUAUCAUUGUACACACAAAAGUAAGAAGAGUGUAUUCAAAGAAGAGGCCAGUAGAAGACAUAAGGACACACUCUGCCAGUCAUUCGUCCUGCAUCUCACCACUGCCCAACAGCACGUUCAUGAGCACACGCCGGGUUUAACCCUUUGGUGAAGCCCUGUUGACCUAACCACUUCUGGAAAUGACAAAGCGUAGAUGUGCUACUUGCACUAGGUCUUUCGAUGCAGUCCAGUUGGUUUCUUCUCAGAUCUCAUGUCACUAUAUAUUUUGUUUUGUACUCUGACAUAUGUUUUCUUGAAGACUUUGCACGUUAGAGUGCUCAACUACUUUUAGCCAAUUUUCAGAUUGUCAAAUCUGAAGAUAUCUGCAAGUAUCCUACCAUAAUCAUUUAUUAGGUAGAAUAUGUGACUUUGCCAGUAUUUUCCUUUAAUGUCAUAUUAUUAUCAUGUGCUAACAAGUAAUGGCACCUUUAACCAUGUAUUAAUUGCACUUGAAUGAUGACAGGUAACGGGAUCUGGAAUGUCUAUCUCUUGUGAGGAAAAUUGUGGCUACAUAACGGUGUCCUCGUUGUUUAUCACAUUUCUGGAUUCAGUACCUCCUCAACCCUGCGUCAACAGUGAGAAACAUGGAUAUGAACCCUGAGUCACUGCAGGCAGCCCUGCCUGGUGACAUGACUGCUGUCUUAUAUGUAGAUGGUUUAGGAUUUAUGCCAUGCUAAUUGGUUUAUUUCCUAUGCUGUGUGAGCUCAUUUCCAUUGGGAGUAUGGAACCUAAGGUUUCUAUUUUUCAGUACUGUCAGGUUUAUGUUUCCUGUGAUUUGUGACUUAAAACAUACAUGUGUAUGUCAUUCUGCUGUUAUAUACAAUAACUGGUGCUGAUUUUUUUAAUAGCAUGCAGAAAACCUGUCACUAGUACCCAAUGACAAUUUAAAAAGACAGCAGGAAAGCGCAUCUGAAGUCCCAACUUCUCAGCACCUCAAUUUAUUCUCAAAUUCAGAAAGAAAAUCCAGUAAUCCCCUAGUCUCUAUACAGUUGUGUUCACUGCCGUGUCUCAUUUGCAGCAUAACUUGGAAUAGAAGGCAGAGAGUUGAGUCCAGAGAUUCCAAGCUGGGGCUCACAUUAAGACUGAAAGGGAAGCCAUUCGGUGGUGGCCACGCCUUUAGUCCCAGCACUCCGGAGGCAGAGGCAGGCAGAUCUCUGUGAGUUCAAGACCAGCCUGGUCUACAGAGCAAGUUCCAGGACAGCCUCCAAAAGCCACAGAGAAACCCUGUCUCAACCCCUGUCCCCCCUCCAAGAAAAGACUAAAAGGGAGAGCGAUGGGAGUUCCUUUUAGAGGUUUCUAGAAAGCUGUCCUCCCUUACACGUGGCCUCCAGCUGCUCAGAACACUCAGAAAUGCUAACAGUGAAAGCUACAGAACACCAGAAAGCAGAUCCACAUCUGAGUUUGUCUUCUCCGAGGCGGUCACCCUGAAUACAGGCCGACUUUUCUGAAGCACCUGUAGGUUUUGCAAUUGGUGGAAUUGCUGGAGUCACUCUUUACCGUCAGUAGAUUAAUGGAGUCUGUGGGCUGGGUGUAUAGCUCAGCCGAGGUGUCCCUAACUAGCAUGAUCAGGAACCUGAAUUCAAUCUUAGGAAAUGAGGGGAGACAAACUGAAAAUGAGGUUUAGGGAGGUCCCCUAGGCAGUCUCCUGGAGUUUAUGAAUUUGACAGCCUGCUUAGGGAGAAACCAUGAUGUGUAGUGAGUGAGGCUUUUCUUAGGAAGGAUAGAAAUUGACACAUUGGGAAGGAGGGACAAUGCCAUUGUAAGGUCCCAAGCCUCCCAAAAUGGCAGUGCCACUUGUCCUAAAUGACAGUCUGGGUUCAGCUCAAGCUAAACUCAAGGGUGCUGGCUGAAUGGUUUCCUGCAGCCAGGGUAUCCUCCUAGUUCUUCUCACCCCUAACUUCACACACCUCUCUGCCCACACCCAGUCUGUUUUGGCUGGUUGGUUGGUUCGAUGCUUGCUUGGUUUUUCGAGACAGGGUUUCUCUGUGGCUUUGGAGGCUGGCUUGGAACUCACUCUGUAGACCAGACUGGACUCAAACUCUCAAAGAUCCACUUGUCUCUACCUCCUGAGUGCUGGGAUUAAAGGUGUACCCCAUCAUGGCCUAGCUACAGCUACUUUUUAUAGCAAGACUUUCCCCAGCAUUUUCUCUAUCCUCUCUGCUCCCAUGAUUCUCUACCACCCGACAGAUAGUCACCCUGCAGUUCCAUAUUUGCAAUAAAUCCACCAAUACGU
This is a messenger RNA of Mesocricetus auratus (golden hamster), 5881 nucleotides long. Its product is annotated as zinc finger protein 14. Bases 489 to 2678 code for a protein of 729 amino acids. Gene Ontology annotation, biological process: regulation of transcription by RNA polymerase II. The transcript is spliced from 4 exons. The record is from RefSeq and is a predicted model, not a curated record. Gene Ontology annotation, molecular function: DNA-binding transcription factor activity; RNA polymerase II cis-regulatory region sequence-specific DNA binding. Lineage: Eukaryota; Metazoa; Chordata; Mammalia; Rodentia; Cricetidae.